UAUUUCACUGCUUCGUCGUCUCCUACUAAUCCCCUCACCCAUAUCAACAGCUCUCACCGUCUCUCACUCUCUCUCUCUUCUCGCACACCCCCGCACGCCAAAGAAUGGCAUCCGAUGAACAACCUAGCGAAAAUGGCUCUACUAAUUCCCCUAAACUAGACCCAACCGAAACACCCGAACCCACCACUAAGACGGAGGCCACCGAGCAGCCACAAACAACAGAGACAAAAACCGAGGAGAACCCUCCCCACCACCCUCCUCAGAUUCAGCUGCUCCGACGGUAACCGCCGCUACGAGGACUACGAUGCGUUCUGCGGAAGCGGACAAGAAAUGGCCAGGAUGGCCAGGGGACUGCGUGUUUCGACUAAUCGUGCCGGUGUUGAAGGUCGGUAGCAUUAUUGGACGGAAGGGGGAGCUCAUCAAGAAGAUUUGUGAGGAGACGAGAGCCAAAAUCCGGGUUCUUGAUGCCCCACUUGGCACUCCUGAUCGCAUUGUCCUUAUAUCUGGAAAGGAGGAACUAGAGGCACUACUAUCCCCUGCAAUGGAUGCUGCAGUAAGAGUAUUCAAACGUGUUAGUGGACUGCCCGAGAGUGAGGGAGAUGAUAAAGCACCUGGAGCAGCUGUGGCUGCAUUUAGUUCAAUCCGAUUAUUGGUAGCAUCCACACAAGCCAUUAAUUUAAUUGGAAAACAAGGCUCUUUAAUCAAGUCAAUGCAAGAGAGCUCUGGUGCCUCUAUCCGGAUUCUCUCUACUGAUGAAAUGCUAAUUGCCAACUCGGAUGAGAGGAUUGUGGAAUUGCAGGGAGAAGCUUUUAAAGUUCUUAAAGCACUAGAAGCAGUGGUGGGGCACCUGAGGAAGUUUUUGGUUGAUCAUAGUGUGCUUCCCCUAUUUGAAAAGAGUUACAAUACACCAGUCUCACAAGAUCGCCAGGUAGAGACAUGGGCUGACAAGACAAUGCACCAUAGUGCUUCACAAACUGGAAUCGGUACUGAUUAUUCUCUAUCAGCUAGGAGGGACUCUCUGUUUCUUGAACGUGAAACUCAGCUGGAGUCACAACGUUCUUCAUCUACUGCUCUUUCACUGUAUGGACAAGAUCCUGGACUUUCCGGACUCCGUUCUUCAGGACUUAGUCGUGCGAGUGGUCCUAUUAUUACCCAGAUAUCACAAACAAUGCAAAUACCACUGACUUUUGCUGAGGAUAUCAUUGGGAUUGGAGGGACCAAUAUUGCUUACAUUCGACGUACUAGUGGUGCAAUCCUCACUGUGCAAGAGAGUAGAGGUCUACCAGAUGAAAUUACUGUGGAAAUUAAAGGGACCUCAUCACAAGUUCAGACAGCUCAGCAGCUCAUUCAGGAAUGUAUGAGCAGCCACGAUGUUUCAGUUCCAGACAGUUAUGGGAAGUUAGACUCUGCUUUGAGGCCUUCCUACUCUCAGUUGGGCAAUGAGUCCUAUUUGUCGUCGUCCUUUGCAGGACAAACCUACGGUGGCUAUGGAUCUUCUGGUCUAGGAGGAUACGAUAGUUAUAGGCUUUGAGUAUGUUGGCUCAAUGACAAGUGUCCUUCAAGUUUUCCUGCCCAGUCGAUUUCCAAAUCUCUUUCAGAACAUACUAUGUAAAGCUUCCAUGAUUUAUGCUUUAAGUUGCUGUCUUUUGUUAUAAACUCAGUUUCAUCAAGUCACUAGGCAUGAAACCACACCGAAAAACUUGGAUAAAUCGUAGUCCCUUUAAUUUGUAUCUGAUGUGAUGAUUUUUACUUUGCUCUGUUAGUUGCAUAAGCUUUAC
Ilex paraguariensis (yerba mate) is the source of this 1778-nucleotide messenger RNA. The record is from the annotation of a GenBank genome assembly. NCBI's taxonomy places the organism in Eukaryota, Viridiplantae, Streptophyta, Magnoliopsida, Aquifoliales, Aquifoliaceae.